Colletotrichum graminicola M1.001 is the source of this 3951-nucleotide messenger RNA. Its product is annotated as AT hook domain-containing protein. The coding region runs from base 1 to 3951 and encodes 1316 amino acids. The record is from RefSeq and is a predicted model, not a curated record. The transcript is spliced from 3 exons. Lineage: Eukaryota; Fungi; Ascomycota; Sordariomycetes; Glomerellales; Glomerellaceae. Gene Ontology annotation, molecular function: DNA binding.
AUGCGGACCUCGAUGCAUCCUCAAGCCAAGUUCGAUCCGAUCCCCCCGGACUUGGACCUUCACACACUGGUCGACCAGACUCCAAACUUCGAAUGGGUCCUCCGCAUAUCGACUGCACAAAUUCAGGGCCUUGGCCCUCAAGAAUUCGAGAAAUUGGUACAGCUGCAAGUCAUCCAGGGCGGGAAGCCGCUGGUCAUUGAGAAAUGGAAUGAUGUCCUUCCCCAAUGGCUUUUCAGCAGGGAAUGGCUGGAGAAAACUUACGACAAGAAACAGGAAAACGUUCGCGACAUCACCGGUCAAACCGAAAUCCCGAUGACCAUGGGUCACUACUUGAGAGCCAUGAACCAACUUUCCAACCAAUGGACCCCGAGCAAUUAUCGAGACGAAAGGCGGCAACGUCUUUACCUCAAGGACAUCGACUGUCCGCCUCAGUGGCACGAGCACCUUCAGAAGGUCAUUCCUCCAAACCUUUUCUACAUGAACGAGAAUGUUACGCAGAAAGGAGCUGUCAAUCCACAAAACAACGACGUCUUCCGCGGUAUUGGCGACAGAACGACGCUAGCUCCUGCGGGCGACCUGAUGUCAAGCCUUCCCGAGGAAAUGCGAGCGCAGAACCUCAUGUGUUAUAUCGGCCAUGAAGGGACCUUUACUCCGGCGCAUCGUGAAAUGUGCGCCAGUCUUGGUCAGAACAUUAUGGUUGAAGCUUCGGGCAGCGAGAACGGAGAGAAGCCAGGCAGCUCCAUCUGGUUCAUGACGGAAACCAAAGAUCGGGAAGUUGUCCGCGAGUACUUCCUUUCGAUGCUCGGCCAUGACAUCGAGAUCGAGAAGCAUUUUGCGCAAAUCAACGCUUGGAAGAAGGCCACAUUUCCUGUCUACAUCGUUGAGCAGAAACCUGGCGACUUCAUCCUCGUCCCACCCCUAGCUCCCCAUCAGGUCUGGAACAGAGGUACCCGCACUAUGAAGGUUGCGUGGAACCGGACAACAGUCGAGACUCUAGACAUGGCACUCCAUGAGGCCUUGCCAAAGGCCCGGCUCGUUUGUCGCGAUGAGCAGUACAAGAACAAGGCCAUUAUCUACUAUACGCUCAAGAAGUACUACCGGCAGAUGGUGCAAGCAGAGGAGAAGGCCGAGAUGGGAAUUCUUGGUCUGGGCUCUGAACUGUUCCGCUCUUCGACACGCUACAAACAGCUCGCCAAGGAUUUCCGCCACCUUUUCUCGUUGUUUACCGAGGUUCUCGUCGAUGAGAUGUUUGCAACCAAAGAGAAAAAUAUUGAUUACGUUGAGUACGAUUCUUGUGUCACUUGCUCGUACUGCAGAUCAAACAUUUUCAACCGAUUUCUGACCUGCAAGCACUGUGUGCGAACUCUGGUCAAUGGUGACGAGGAUGCAUAUGAUGUCUGCAUGGAGUGUUAUGCCAUGGGACGGUCCUGUGUGUGCAUCUCCAACCUCGAAUGGUGUGAACAAUGGCACUGGUCGGAGCUGACAGAUAAUUACGAGCUCUGGCGAUCCAUGGUCAUCAAGAAUGACGGUUUUGUCGAUUUGGAGCUUUCACCACAGCCUCUUGAGAUCGCUCGCAGCCGACGAGGCAAGAAGUCGCUCGCCGAAAUAUGCCAGGAGGGCCUCCGCAGGCGACCUUUCAAGGAUAUCUCAAAACUCGAGGAGGAGAAAAAGCUCACUGAAUCCGAACCCGAAACAGAGCUUGAUAACAACGGCAAGCCGAAGAAGAGGAAGUAUAAGCGUAAGAAGAAGAAGGGAGAUCUUCGCCGCUGCCACGUAUGCUGCCACAAGGAUUAUGCAUACAAGGUGCAGGUCUGCUCCAACCCAGAAUGCAAAGAAGGCUACUGCUAUGGCGUGCUCUAUCGUGCGUUUGACAUGAUGCCACAGACGGUACAAGAGAACGAGAAAUGGCUCUGCCCGAAGUGUCUGGGUAUUUGCAAUUGCGGUGCAUGCCGCCGCGCGGAGAGUAGCAAUCCUUAUACACCGAAGAACACCCUCCUCGGCCAUGACACCCGAGCCAUUGCCGACGAUCGAAGCGUCGAGGUUCUCGUCGAUUUCCGAGUUCACAACCUGAACUGGCUCAAGACUGCGGGCGAAGAGGGCCGCAGCACCAACAGCAAGCGCAUGAAGGAGUUGAGAGAGAAAGCCGACACCGCCAAAGCUCAAGAAACAGCCGCCAUUACUGCGGAGGACAUCGCGAACGGCGCCAACGGUGCCGCCGGGUCUGUGGAAAACGUGGCGAAUGGAUACGGCGACCAGAGCCAGGUUCUCGGGGGGUAUGACAUCCAAAUGCAAGACCAGAGCACUUUUGAAGGUGGUCAAGACAUGUCCCAGGUAGACCAUGACCAGUCUAUGCCGCUCGCUGAUAUGAGCCCGCCUGGCGGAUGGGACCAGUCAGCCUAUCCAGAUCCCUUGGAUGGUCAGCGCAUGUUCGGUAUGGGCUACUAUGAGCAAGAUGGACCAGAUCAAAUUCUCUUCGAUCCUUUCCAAUUGCCUUCUGCAGAGGCCAUGGUCUUUGACCAAGAGGCCGAGUACAUUACAAAGACACUGCGCGCGCAGAAGCGGAAAGCAAGGCACGAGAACGAAUUCGACCCGGACUUCAAUGCACCUAGGAGCCACCACAAGAAAAAACAGAAGAAGGACGAUGCGGGCGAUGUUUCGAGUAUUGACCCUGCCCUGCUUAGCGGUACACCUUUUGCUUCCGGCGUCGCUGGCACAACCGGAGCGGACGAAAAUCCCGAGUCAAACGAUGCUAGCGUUGCUCCUGAAAAUGAGGCUCCAGCUCAGUUGGAGAGUGAGGCAGCGCAAACGGGAGAAGGACAGCGACCGAAGAGCGGUUAUCCGGCGGCUCAAUAUCCGGCAAACGUCCCUGCGCUUCGGCAUGCCAGGCCCAAGACAUCGUAUGCUGAGCCCGAAGAGCCAGUGGUUGAUGACCCGGACGACAUCGUACCAGCAUUCAACGACAAGCCGCUCGUCCAAAAUGACGAGCCGCAACCCGGCGACAGCAGCGUCGAUCCCCUGGAUCUUGCUUCUGACGCUUUACGCGCUCUCAUUCGGAAAGGAACUGACGUGGCGAAUGCUACCGUCGCCGCUACCACAAUCGAAACGCCCAAGAUGCCUAAGAGGCGAGGAAGGCCACCGAAGAGCGCAAGCUCGACACCAGCAUCGGCUACAAGAGCCGCGGUUGUGCCGAAACCGUCCCCCGCAGACCUUGCCGCGAAGAAGCGCGAGGAACGCGCGUCUCGGCGAUCGCGUCUCAGCGGGGUUGUGACUAUCGAUGGAGCCAGUCACUUCAACCCUCGAAGGCAAGAUGGCUCUGAAGAUGGCAAUCGUGACGCAGUCAAUGGCGUUACGGAGGCUGAGCUCGAGGCUGAGCUUGAUAGAGAGUUGGCUGGAGAUUCGCAGAAAGCACCAGUUACGUCGAUCGAGGAACUACAACCAACGGAGGCUAUUGUGCAGCCACCUAAGAGGCGUCGCGGCCGACCACCUAAAAACAAGGUUGCUCCUGCAGAGACGGAGCCUGUCGAUAGAUCUCCUCCUCCGCCUCCUGCAGCUGCAACAGGAAUGAUGUCCAUGGCAGCUCGCGUUGCAGCUCGUGGUGGGAAGUUUAAGAUUACUUCUCGCCAGUCGCGGGAUUGGAGUACUAAGGAGCCCUCGGCCCCGGCCCAAACAUCGUCAGAGAGGCAGUCUAGCGGACGUGGCGAACAGCAGCCGGAAGUCACGUCGGCUGAAGAGCCCGUGCGGGAACCAUCGAGGGUGUCGAGUGUAGAUGUUACGCCUCCGCCUCCUGCCGCGACGACGAGAGCGAGAGACUCGAACUCGGAUCACGCGCCCCCAUCUCCUGGCGUCAGGCACAGAGAGCCAAGUUCGGAUCCUAUUUCUCCACCCUCAGGCGUAGACGGCAGACCUGAGCAGAGAUGCAAGCCCUCUUCCGCCGCCCGCACGGCGCGGUAG